This is a messenger RNA of Salvia miltiorrhiza (redroot sage), 432 nucleotides long. RefSeq names its product pentatricopeptide repeat-containing protein At1g77360, mitochondrial-like. Gene Ontology annotation, molecular function: protein binding. Lineage: Eukaryota; Viridiplantae; Streptophyta; Magnoliopsida; Lamiales; Lamiaceae. The coding region runs from base 1 to 432 and encodes 143 amino acids. The transcript has a single exon. The record is from RefSeq and is a predicted model, not a curated record.
AUGGACAAGAAGGGGGUGAGUCCCAAUUCAAGAACCUACAACAUUCUCAUCAAUGCCUUGAUUGGCCGUGGGGAGACGGAUGAGGCGUUUAAGGUGUUCCGGAAGCUGUCUAAAGUCUGUGAGCCAGAUGCAGACAUGUACACGAUGAUGAUCAAGAUGUUCUGUGAGAGAGAUGAGCUGGAGGUGGCUCACAAAGUGUGGAGGUAUAUGGAGAGGAAGCUGUUUGCUCCGAGCUUGCACACAUUUUCUGCACUGAUCAAUGGGUUGUGUGACAAGAGCGACCCCUCUAGGGCUUGCGUCUUGAUGGAACGAGGGAUUCGCCCGGGGAGGCACACGUUUGGCAAGCUGAGGAAGCUGCUUCUCAAGGAAGGGAGGGAAGAUGUAGUUGAGUUUUUGCAGGAAAAGAUGAACCAAGAGCCUCUAUGUGAUUGA